AUGGGCCUUUUUGAAAAAUUCAAGGCCAGCCCUCGGCGUAGUCGACGCAGUGUGACGCCUGCGACCGAGCCGCCAACGCCGCCCCACUCUGCCGGUCGCGAUGCGACUAGGAAGCUUCCCCGCACUGUGCUGGCUCACAUCCUCAGCUUUGUUUGCCCCCAUGUAUUGGAUAACUCCUAUGAUACCUCGGAAGAUUCCAUGACUGAUGGAUGCAUGCUCUGUGACAUGCGGGACCUCGCGCACUGCACCAUGGUAUGCAGGCGCUGGUUCCCCGAAGCACACGCGCUCUUGUAUACAAAUGUUCGAAUUGACCCCGUGCACUACUGCGAACUCGAAGUCCAACUAGCUGCCAAACGAAAACGCCGCUCCUUCUUCGACCGUAAUGGCGAUCCCAUCGAUGCGCCGCAGGUCCGUUUGGAGUUGUUUAUGCGCUCUGUUCGUGAAUCAAGACACUUAGGGAAAUUGGUCUUGUCUCUUCGAAUGCCCUAUAUGACACGCGAGGCCAAUAAAUCCAUCAUUGCCCGGACAAUCUCAGUGCUUCCCCAUCUUCGCUAUGUCGAUCUCCCGACCGGUCUGUUCAGUGACGAGACUUCAUGUAUCCCACUCAAGCAAGAGUUGAUUGCCUCCUGCAGCGAUCUUCGGCGCAUGAGUUAUCGACAUGGUGCGGAGGGUAGCUUUGCGCGACUUCCAGAAGCACCUCACUGGAUCAAUCUUGAGAAGCUAGAGCUGUCGGGCUUGCAUAUUGAGGCUGGAAUUCUCCGAAACAGCCUGGCAGCGUUUUCUAAACUUAGGGACCUGACAUUGGAAGAUCUCCCAUGGCUUGAUGACUCGGCAUUUGCAGCGAAUUCCUCUUUUGCUUCGUUCCCCGCCCUGGAACAGCUUACGAUUCGGGACACCCCACAGCUGACGGCUCGAGGAGUGGUCGAAUUCCUCUCCUCUCCAACCAAUCGCACUGCAUUGAAAAGUUUAACACUUGCAUCCACCGGCGUACUUCCAUCAACUCUCAACCUUAUUCUGCACGCCGGUCCAAAUCUCCGUAGCCUUUCAAUCAUUCAAGAAGUAUCUCGGUCAUUCCCCGCUGAGCAGAUCCCUCCGAUGGCAUCGCGAUCACUCCAACUUCUGCAUUAUGAAAUCACCUCACAGACAGAAACCCAUGGACUUGCUCCAGCUGCGAACUCCUACUACACAUAUUUGAUUUCAUGCCUCAUGUCCCGUUGCCUCCCAGCCCUUCGCGAUCUAUAUGUUCGCGACGCACAAUUCCCUGACACGUUACUCUUGGCACCCCCACCCAGACUAUUCGGUGGAGGUGAAAAUGGCCCUCAGAUGAUGGGCGGUCUCUCCCAGCCUUUGAACGUAUACAGCAAAGGCCUGGAUGAGCUUGAGUGGAAUUUCACCCCGUACGAACCAGAUUCCACACUGGGCCGUAGCGGUACUACCACACGCCCGGUGAGCUUCCAGGAGGCACAGUUGAGUCGGUCCUGGGGUGGUGAUUCGCGCAAGAGCGUUCUUGUCGGCAAUGGGUUUGGCGGGUUCCUGGCUGUGCCUGAAGAUGGCGAGCGACCGAUGAGUAGUAGUGGGAAUAAGCGAUCGAGUCGACAAGACUUGUGGCGGUGA
Molecule: messenger RNA, 1614 nt
Organism: Penicillium odoratum
Lineage: Eukaryota; Fungi; Ascomycota; Eurotiomycetes; Eurotiales; Aspergillaceae
Product: F-box domain protein
Exons: 2
Coding region: 1-1614 (537 amino acids)
Molecular function (GO): protein binding
Source: RefSeq, a predicted model, not a curated record